CACAAUUGAAUACAUAUUAUGACACCUAUAAUUUGUACUUCGAUCCCACAUAGUCUUGAGCAUGAAAUUGGUUCUAUGCUCUUCAUAAUGAUAGCGUCAUCUUCCCAUGUUCAUCGGCAUCCAUAUUGUCGAUAUGAACACCUACCUUGUGGUAUUUGAUGUCGCAAUUGUUUUUCAUUGAUUUUCCUCUACUUCAUUCCACGGAUUUAAUGACAAUUAGUACGUCCAAUAACAGACGAUGAGAGUGAGGUGAUAUAUGUAGUAUACGGCAGUACCCAAACAUGGUUGCCUACAUACAUAACUCUGGUACCCGGUUUGUACUACUUACACUUGCCUGAUUGAGUACAUUUUGUGAGGCAAUUACAUAUGUAGAGAAGCAGGCCAGUCCGGGCAUAUUCUAUACACAACUAAAGCUUCAAGAUUUCUCUGAGGCAACUCCCACGUAAAAUUCAUUCGCCAUGAAGCUUAUUACGAUUCUUGUCAUUCUGGCCUCUAGUAGUUGCUUAGGUGUGGUAGCUACAAGCACCCGAAUUACGACCACCUCAUCUGAAUCUGGUGCCGUGAUACCGCCAACCCUUGAGAAGCGAGAUGCUUAUACCUGCUAUGGCUCUACCAACACCUCCGUUUCGGACUGCCAAAAGAUUCUUGACACCAUCCGAGGCGAUCCACGGCAGAGUUUUAAGCUCUUCUCUAACAUCUGCGCUGUAUGGAACGAAGGAUCCUGUCGAGUGCGAUUCUGUGCUCAGCCUUAUGUCACCCGGCCUGUCAGCCGAUCGGCGGAGUGGCUGGCCACCUACAUAGCCAGUCCAUUGCUAGACGGCUGUAUUAGCAAAGGGAGCAUGGGAGUCAUUGCGGAUAACCCCAACAUCAAUAGCCACGCGGGCACAUAUCGGGUAUGGGUGUAUUAAUGUCAGAGGAAUGCAGUGCAUAGGCAGGCAGGGCCGUAUUAGCUACCUCCCUGAAGUGGGAAAAUAUUGGAAUUAUAGGGAAAUAAUGGCGACAUUCUGUCAUGUGCCUAGGUGGUUAAGAAAAGUUUAGAAUGGGGCUCAAUUCUGUAUCGAAAAAUAGAUGGUUGAGACUGCAAAGUACCUAUAUCCUAUAUUUUGAUAUAUCUUCACCUGCGGCUCUACGCGCCUCAUGCACGUGUAUACAACUUGUUUAUCUAUA
Hypoxylon trugodes is the source of this 1167-nucleotide messenger RNA. RefSeq lists its product as uncharacterized. The transcript is spliced from 4 exons. The record is from RefSeq and is a predicted model, not a curated record. Bases 459 to 908 code for a protein of 149 amino acids. Lineage: Eukaryota; Fungi; Ascomycota; Sordariomycetes; Xylariales; Hypoxylaceae.